Molecule: messenger RNA, 1866 nt
Organism: Aspergillus calidoustus
Lineage: Eukaryota; Fungi; Ascomycota; Eurotiomycetes; Eurotiales; Aspergillaceae
Source: the annotation of a GenBank genome assembly
GCGCACCUCACCCGCACUGAAUGAAUCAUUUUCGAUUGUAGGCGAAGAAAGACAGCCCUUCUCAACAUCAAACAGCGCUUGAUUUUCGUCAAUUCCUAUCGGAAAACCCUCAAUUGCUUCAGAAUGAGUGGUGCUAAGGCUGUCGCAGAGAACAUGCUGUGGGGAGGUCGAUUCACUCAGGGCCUCGACCCCCUCAUGGUUCAGUACAACCAGUCCCUCCCCUACGACCGAAUCCUUUGGAGCCAAGACAUUGCUGGCUCGAUCGCCUUUGCCCGCGCGAACACAAAAUCCGGCAUCCUCACCGCACACGAGUUCUCCGAGAUUGAGCGCGGAUUCAAGCAGAUCGCCGAGGAAUGGAGCACAAACACGUUCGUUGCCAAGGAGAAUGAUGAGGAUAUCCACACUGCCAACGAGCGCCGUCUGUCGGAGAUUAUUGGCAAGGAAAUUGGAGGCAAACUACACACUGGUCGCUCCCGUAACGAGCAGAUCGCAACCGACAUGCGUCUGUGGUUGCGCGAUGAGCUGCGCAAGCUGGACUCCUUCCUCUGCGACCUGAUCAAGGUCUCCAUUGCCCGUGCCGAGUCCGAGAUCGACUACCUCAUGCCGGGAUACACUCACCUCCAGAAGGCCCAGCCCGUCCGCUGGAGUCACUGGCUCCUGUCUCACGCGACCGCUUUUGCCGACGAGCUCAAGCGUCUGCGUGAGGUGACCAAGCGGGUCAACCGCUCUCCUCUCGGUACUGGUGCUCUGGCUGGAAACCCGUUCAAGAUUGACCGUGAGGCUAUGGCCAAGGAGCUGGGAUUCGAUGGCCUGCUGUACAACUCCAUGAACGCUGUCGCUGACCGUGACUUUGCCAUGGAGACCAUGCAAUGGGGUAGCUCGUUCAUGCUCAAAAUCUCUCGCUGGGCCGAGGAUUUGAUCAUCUACUCUAGUCUGGAAUUUGGCUUUGUUCGCCUGUCGGAUGCCUACUCCACCGGCUCGUCCUUGAUGCCUCAAAAGAAGAACGCUGACAGCCUGGAGCUUCUGCGUGGUAAGGCUGGUCGUGCCUUUGGCCACAUGGCCGGUUUGAUGAUGACCAUCAAGGGUCUCCCUACUACCUACAACAAGGAUCUGCAGGAGAGUGUGGAGCCUCUCCUCGACCACAUCAAGACCGUCGGUGACAGCAUCCAAAUUGCCACCGGCGUCCUUUCUACCUUAACGACCGUCCCCGAGAAGAUGGUCGCCGCCCUGGCCCCAGAGAUGCUGGCCACCGAGUUUGCCGACUACCUAGUGCGCAAGGACGUUCCUUUCCGCGAGGGCCACCACAUCUCCGGCCGUGUUGUUGCCCUGGCUGAGAAGCACAACAUUUCAAUGGACCAGCUCUCCCUCGAACAACUCAAGGGCGUCGACGCUCGAUUCGGCGAUGAUAUCCAGGAAUGCCUGGACUACGAGCGUGCUGUUGAGUUGAAGGAUGCUAUUGGCGGUACGAGCAAGCGUGCCGUUCUAGAGCAGACCUCUGUCCUCAAGAGCAUUCUGUAAGGAAUGCUUGACUUUAGAAGAUGAAAGCACUUUUGGUAGCGAAUUAGAAGGAAAAAGGCCACGUUUUAGGUUUAUCAUGAUAUAUCGUUUAAUACAUAGAGUGGUUUAGGUGUUCGUCUAGAUGCUAGUCCAGUAGUGUAGGGGAUACAGUAUAUGGUACUAUUGUACAACAAGCUCAGCUCCAGGCUGGCAUAAGAGUAGGAUAUUUAGUCUAUGGAGUGCUUUCUAAGGGGUUCGUCUACACCGUGAGCAAGAUAGGCCGAAAAAAAAAGCAAUGUUGAACAGAAGAAAAUACCUAAAAUGGGAAAGAGCGAUAACUGUCCACUCCGCGGUGGACCGUAAUAGGAC